AUGAGCGAAGACGACAAGACGAAAUUUUUAAAGUGCUUCGAGCAGUUGAAAGAAGAACUCGUGCGAGAUGAAAUCGAGGAUAAUCAGGUCCAAAUCGCAGUCGAUUGGAUACGGGAGAUGAUUUCGUACAACGUCCCGCACGGGAAAUUAAACCGAGGAAUCGCAGUCAUGGACGGGAUGCGAGCUCUAGGAAAAGAUGAAGUGUCGGAGAAAGACAUGUGGAAAGCCAUGGUCGUCGGGUGGGGCAUCGAAUGGCUCCAAGCGUAUUUUUUGGUAGCGGAUGAUAUCAUGGACGAGUCAAUCACGAGACGGGGGCAACCGUGUUGGUAUCGACAACCGCACGUGAAAAUGAACGCCAUCAACGAUGGGAUUUUAUUGGAGAUGCAAAUUUAUAAGCUAUUGAAACGUCACGUGGGAGUGAAAGAUCCGGCGUACGCGCAUUUGUUGGAGUUAUUCCACGAGGUGACGUACCAAACGGCGAGCGGGCAGUUGAUCGAUUUAAUAACCGCGCCGAUUGGCGUCGUGGAUUUGAGUAAAUACACCGAGGAAGCGUACAUGAGAAUCGUGACGUAUAAGACGGCGUUUUAUACGUUUUAUUUACCCGCGGCGUCGGCGAUGAGAUUGAGUGGAAUUGAAGACGAACAGGCGUACAAAGUGGCGAACGAUAUUUGCGUAAAACUCGGCCAGUUUUUCCAAAUCCAAGACGACUAUUUGGAUUGCUACGGAGAUCCGAAAGUGAUUGGUAAAAUUGGGACGGAUAUUAAGGACAACAAGUGCGGGUGGUUGGUGGUGCAAGCGCUGAAGAAGUGCACGGCGGAACAACGGAAAAUAAUCGAAGAGAAUUACGGGAAGGACGACGCCGAAUGCGAGAAGAAGAUCAAGGCGUUGUACGUCGAGUUGGAGUUGGAGAAGUUGUAUUUGGAGUACGAGGAGAAGAGUUACAAGGAGUUGACGGAAAUCAUGGAAGGCCAAUCGGUGUUGCCGAAGGAGUUGUUUUCGAGCAUGUUGGCGAAGAUUUAUAAGAGAACGAAGUAA
Messenger RNA from Bathycoccus prasinos, 1035 nucleotides. RefSeq lists its product with no specific name. Gene Ontology annotation, molecular function: (2E,6E)-farnesyl diphosphate synthase activity; dimethylallyltranstransferase activity. Gene Ontology annotation, biological process: trans, trans-farnesyl diphosphate biosynthetic process. The record is from RefSeq and is a predicted model, not a curated record. Gene Ontology annotation, cellular component: cytoplasm. NCBI's taxonomy places the organism in Eukaryota, Viridiplantae, Chlorophyta, Mamiellophyceae, Mamiellales, Bathycoccaceae. The transcript has a single exon. The coding region runs from base 1 to 1035 and encodes 344 amino acids.